Symbiodinium necroappetens is the source of this 8931-nucleotide messenger RNA. The record is from the annotation of a GenBank genome assembly. NCBI's taxonomy places the organism in Eukaryota, Dinophyceae, Suessiales, Symbiodiniaceae.
AUGAAGCGCAAGGCUGACGAAGAGGAGGCGUUCCAGCGAGGAGCUGCGCAAGAGCCAGAGACUGGAACGGAGCGCAGGAAGCCUGCUCGGCCGAAAGGAAAGAGAAGCAAAGUGGAAGGCGAAGAGGUCGCUCCAGAGCCCGCAGAGCCCUUCCAGCUUCAGCGUCGCGUGAGUCGCUUGCGCACGGCUGACCUGGUGGAAGGCUCUUUGAUCAUUGGCGCGGUGCGAGACAUCACCGAAGAGGACUUGACAUUAUGCCUCGCGUACAACUUGCUCGCGUACGUGCAGCGGGCGGAGGCGAGCGAUGGCUCGCCAGAGGUCUCCCGCAAGAGUCUGGCGGAGCUGUAUCGGCCAGGGAUGCUCGUGGUUGCCGUGGUUCUGACGGUAGGCGAGAUGAGAGGGCAGAAGCUGAGGAUCGAAGCAUCUUUGCGCCCCGCGUUGGUCAAUGCAGGUUUGACUGCAGAGCACCUCCGCAGGAACAUGUGGCUUCCGGCAGCUGUCGCCGGAGACGAGGAGCACGUGCUCAAGUUAGACUUUGGCGUAGGUGACUUGACCGGCCUUCUCAAGAAGAAGGAAUUCGCCGGUGAGAAGAUGCCGCAUUUGGGUUCUAUCCUCCUAGUGGGCGUUGCGGCCGUGACUUCGUCUGGGACAGUCCGGUGCAUGCUUGCAUGCAAAGAGCCCUUAAGCGACGAUCCCAUAGAUGCGGCGUUGCUGAAAGCCGGCUCUCUCGUCACUGCCAGGGUCCGACAAAUCCAGUUCGGAGACUCGGGAGGAGACGGUGGACUUACAGUUACAUUCUGUGGCAUGCUGUCGGCCACCAUACACCGCCACCAUGCCAGCCAUGCCUCAAUGCAAGAUGGUUGGAAGAAGAACCAGCGCCUUGUUGCGAGAAUUCUUUCCGUGAUUCCCGGCGAGACGCCAACCAUUCAUUUGACUCUACUUCCACAUCUGCUUGACUGGGAGCACGAGACACUGAGCCAACAAGCAGCUAUUGGCGAAUUCUUGACGGGGGAAGUGCAGGACUUCCAGCCCAAGUAUGGCCUUCGGGUGUCCUGUGAAGGGAAAGCAGGCGAGGUUUUUGGAUUUUGCUCUGCAGCCCGGCUUGGAGAUGCGACGGAGGAUGUGAAAGCGAGUUCUGUGGCCGUAGGGCACAAGAGCACUUACCGAGUACUUUCCUACAACUUCUUGGAUGCAGUGGUCACCUUGACGCGGAGACCUUCAGAUCUUGGAAAAGAUGUCAUCGUAUCCGUGUCAGAACUUGCACCCGGUCAGCUUCUAUCCGGAAUCGUGACCCGAGUGGCAGAUCACGGUAUACACGUCAAAAUCAGUGACUACGUGUCGGGGCACGUUCACCUGAGACAACUCACCGACGUGCCUUUGGCCGCCGUUCCGAAGCGCUUGCAAGUUGGAUCCAAAGUCAAGUGUCGGGUCCUCCACGUGCAUGCGACCCGUCGACAGCUUACAUUGACUGCCAAGAAAUCUUUGGUCAAAAGCGACUUUCAACUCACGCAGAAUUCCAUGGCAAGACCUCACAUGCUUUUGACUGGAUACAUCAGCAGCAUCCACGACUAUGGUGCCAUCGUCAGUUUCUACGGCGGUGCCUUCGGCUUGAUCCCGACCAAAGACAUGGAGUCUGAAGAAGCUCCGGCGUUGGGGAUGGCCGUUCAAUGUCGUGUGGCCUUUGUGGAUGUGAAGCGUGACAGGGUGGGCCUUUCGCUGAAUCCGGAAGACGGUGUAGCAGCAUCGGAGCUUCUCCAGGAUGGGCUGACGUUUGGCGAGUUCUUGAAACGCCAAGCUGCCGAAAAACGAAGCAAGCGAGCCGCUGCCAGCGAUGGGACAGCAUUGAAGGAUGGGAAGCCACGUAAAGAGCGAAAAGAAGCCAAGCUGCCGCAGAUCAAAGAUCCUGAAAAGGAGCUCCAAGCUGGGUCUCCGCUCAAGAUGAGGAUCCGCGCGACUCACGGCCUGCAGGUGUUUUGCACGGCGCCGGUAGGUUUACGUGGCCAUGUGCAUGCCACUCAACUGGUAGAUCUGGAUGAUGUGGGGAGCGGAGGAACCCUUCCGCUGCAGGAUAUACCUGAGAAGGGCAUCUUGAGGACAAGACUCUUGAGAAUACACAAGCGCUCAAGGUCAUCAAAAGAAAAGGGCAAGUCCCGGAAAGGUCUCUAUCAUUUGGUACUGACAUGCCGGCCAUCGUUGAUGGCACCCAAAGAUGCGACAGACUACGAAGCUGCCAUUGUAAGGCGUCAGUCGCUCGCUCCUGGUUCACUUGUCGCAGCUGCCAUCUUGACCGUUCAGAAGAACGCCUUGAUGGUGGAGGUCGCGGACGGCUUGAAGGGGCGUAUCGGCUUGCUCGAUACUUCAGCAGAUCCGUCAGUUUUGCGAUAUCCAGCACAGCAUUUCACCCCAGGCCAAGUGUUCCAAAGCCGGGUGCUUCAGACAAACAGCUCCCACAAAACACUGGAUCUGUCCUUGCUUCCCUUGAAGCAGUCUCCUGUUCUGGGCCGCCUCCAGAAGGUCCAUGACCCGAUUAGCAAGGGUGUUGCAGCAGAUUUAGAGCUCCCAAACAGAUGCUGGGGCACGGUGCACAUCACAGAAGUCUUCGAUGUUUGGACUCAGCAUCCGGCGAAAAGGCUCAGCCUCGGGUCCUUUUACGAGGUUGCAAUUCUCAGCAGCGACUUUGCGCCGGGUCAGCGACUGGACGUGAGCUUGCGCCCAUCUCUCGUCCAGGGCCACAAAGAGGCAGCAGAGGAAAAACGGCCAGCUUCAGUUUCUGAGCUCGCUGUGGGCCAGAGGGUUUCGGGAUACGUGGUGAGCUCUGGGCCACGUGGUGUUUUUGUGGCUUUGAGCCGGCUCCUGACUGGUCGAAUCAAGCUGAGGGCGCUCAGCGAUGUGCCUGUCAUGAAGGAGGCCAUCUCCAAGAUGUAUCCUGCGGGGAUGCUCCUGCGCGACAUGGCGGUAGCAGAGAUCGACCAAAACAACGAGAAGGUGGAGCUGUCUUUGCUUUCUACAGAAAGCGGGCUCACUGUGGGACAGCUUACGACAGGAGACAUUGUCUCCGGCCGCGUCAAGGCUGUCGAGGCGUAUGGUCUCUUCAUCCGCCUCGACAACUCGAGCAUAGAUGCUUUCGUGCACAAGUCUGAGAUAUCAGACUCUGCAUCCAUCGGCGUAGAGUCUUACCCUGUCGGGACCAAGAUCUCCCAAGCAAAGAUUCUAAAGAUAGAUGGACGAAGAGUCGGCUUGACCUUGAAAGCCUCCAGCUUUACGGCUCAAGAGCUGGAGGGGGACGACUCAGUUGACGAGUUCGAGGAACUGCUCGCUUCUGCCUCGGCCGUGUCUCCAAAGCAGCCUCCCAAGAGCAAGAGGAAAGAUCUCCUCGUCGAGGAGGCCCAGGAGGAGGCACCGCCGAGGCAAAAGAAGCAGAGAGUUGCCAAGGCCGAGACAGAGAAGCAGGCGGAGGCGGAGGAGCCCGACCUGGAGCCUUGGAAAGCCAAGGGCAGUUCGACGUCCAAUCCCGCUGCCUUCGACUUCGCUGAGUUCAAGGUCGACUCUGGCACUUCGUCUGAUGCUGCUGCCGAUGAUCCGGAGGAGAACGAAACCGGCAAGUUAUCCAAGAGGCAAAAGAAAGCCAAGAAGAAGCAGGAGGAAAAAGUGCUGCGGCAGCAGGAGGAUGAGAAUGCCGUUGGCCGAGAUCCAGAAAGCGUGGAGGACUUCGAGCGUUUGCUUCUAACGAAAGGAGAUACUUCGAUCCUGUGGAUUCGUUACAUGGCCUUCCACUUGAAGACCAGCGACCUGGAGAAAGCCCGGCAAGUGGCAGAGCGAGCCGUAAAGCACGUGGGCUUUGCAGAUGGCAAGGAACGGUUGAACGUCUGGGUGGCUUUCUUGAACCUGGAGUGCACCUUCGGAACCGACGCCUCCGCAGACCAAGUCUUCCGCCGGGCCGCAAGCCACAACGAAGCCAAGCAGGUCUACCUACAGCUGGCAAGGAUCCACGAGCGCAACAAAAAGCCACAGCUGGCGCUGAAAGCAUACGAAGCAUGCUCACGCAAGUUCGCUCAUUCCAAGAAGGUUUGGAUUGCUUUCCUUACUUUUCUCUAUCAGCAGGGGGACGCAGAGGGAGCCCGCAAGGUGCUUCCGAAGAGUUUGGCUGCUUUGGAGAAGCGGAAGCACCCUCUCGUAGUUUCGAAGACUGCUCUGCUUGAAUACCAGACCGGUUCGCCGGACCGCGGCCGCAGCAUCUUUGAAGGUCUAAUGGACACUUAUCCGAAGCGCACAGACCUGUGGUCCGUGUACCUGGAUGCCCACAUCAAAGCUUUUACUCCACCCAAAGUUCCCGAAGCCGAUCAUGAUGAGAUUCGUGCAUUGUUUCGCCGCUGUUGUUCCAUGUCGCUCAAAGCUACGAAGAUGCGAUUCUUCUUCAAGCGAUGGCUGGACUUCGAAACUCGAUGGGGCGAUGCUGAAAGCCUACCCCUUAGAGCCCUGACCAUGGUGGCGGGCUGGCUGGGACUCGAUGCAAUGCGGCCGAGGUUGAGUGCAUAUGAGGUUGGUGUGACUUUCUUGCUCCUCCGGUUCGCAGAGGACCAAGGCGAGCCCAUGGUCGUCUUAGAAGUCCUCAUAGACGAAGUGAGACAGGCAUCACCGGACAACCUGAAAACUCUUUCAGACUUGCAGCGCGAGCUCUGCGCCAGCAAGGAGAGGAUGGAAGUGUGGCAGAUGCUCAUAGCUGGUUUGUACACUUUGACUUCUCCAGAUGCCUUGUUUGAGUUGUUCCGCAACCUGGAGUCCAUGAUAUGCCGAGAGCUCGUAUCUGCUUCCGUGAUGCACUCCAGCGGAGCCUUCGGCCAGCUGGCGAGGCGCUUCGUUCUAGCUUUCAAGCAGUCAAGCUUCGAAGAGAUUAUCAAGUUGUACGAUGCAGUCGAAAGCUUUCGCAGGGAAGGGAUCUCGGCUUUCGGCCAGCUAUCGUUCAAGGCCGACAGUCCUGAGACAGGCUCUGCCGCCUCGUCACAGCAGACCGUUUCAGAGUACAUGAGCAGCGUGCGAAGCAAGUUUGCGGACUCGGCUGCCUUCUUACUGCGAUGCUUCCACGACCAGCGAUCCUCAGUGAACGGUCAGCAGAUUCAGCAUGCCGUCUUGGGCUUGGCCAACCUGAGCCUCGAGAUGCGAAAUUUGGACGACGCCUUGCAAGCCUUGGAGGACAGCAUCCGUGCCGCCCAGGAGAGCUCUGACGCGAACUGUCUCUGUGCUGGGAUGUAUUUGCUGAGCAACCUGCUCCUCUCCAACAAGCCCAGCAUGGCAGCAGCACUCCUUCGCCGAUGCCUGCACCGAUCCGAAGCUUUGGGACUCCCUUUGCUUGAAAGUCUGAGUUCAUUGGCCUUGGCACGGAUCCUGGCACUGCAGCCGAGCCUCGCUACUCGACCGACAGAGGCGGAAGCCCCUUUGGGCCCUGGCGGUGAAAGCAUGAGCCCUGCUCUGCUGCAGGGGGCCGGGGCCCCUUUGGGUUCUUUGCCGUCCCGGGCUUGGGCCUUUCUAGGAAAAUCGGGUGCACGGGGUAGUGGCUUUGGGGUCUUGGCUGCUCUUUCCACACCGGGGCGCGAAGUGCUGGCACAUGUCAGCCUGGCAUCCCUCCUCUCUACUCAAGCAGGGACUUUGGAGCUGUUGCGUCCAAAAGUCCUCCUGUGCCAGGCAGGUGUUUCACAAAGGUUUGGCCUUAGCUCUUCGGCAUCAUCUUGCCAAAUGGUGCUUGACAUCUACAAAGACCGGCUUGGUGCUGAUGAUCGCGCAUUGGCUUUUUGUCAGUUGGCAGACGAAGACAAACAGACGGAUGCGAUGCAAGUCCUGUCCCGGCCUGACCUGUCGAGCUCGCGGCUCUGGGUACAUGCGAUUGGCAGAAAGAUGGGUGAGCGGUUUCUGCAGAAAGGACUCACGGAAGCCUUUCCGGCGCUGCUCUUCCAAACCGCAAGCGCCCAUGCCAAUAUGGCCUCGGAGGCCAACGCGGACAAGCUCCGCUCGCUCCGCUUUCAGAAGUUUAGCAAUCAGUGCCGGCUACACUCAGGCAAUCUUCUGGCAACGAAUCAGUCUGCACGGGAGGCUUGGGAGGGGGACGGAAAAGCCUCUUCCUUGGAGCUUUGUGAGAGCCUCCUGACUCUAACCCAAGUCAAUGAAGAGACCAAUCCUGUGCAAGCCGUGGCAUCCUGUGUCCGCUGCAUGUCGCUGGCAGAAGCUGAACGGCUCCGGCUCUUCCAUGGCGAAGCCUUGCUCCGGCUGGCAAAGCUGAAGCUCGAGCUUGGGGACAUCCUGGGUGCCUUGCAGCUCACGGAGGAAAGCACCAGCCACGUUCUGGAGGAUGCGAAAUGCCGGGUCGCCGAGUUGGAGGCCGAGUCUUUGCUGGAACUCAGCUCCAGGCUUCCAGCAGACUCCAGACAGCGGUCCUCAGUCUUCGAAGCGGUUCUGGAGCGCCUCUCCUUGGCCUGUGAUUCUGAGUGCCAAAGUAGGCAGAGGCGCUGCCACUACCUAAUGGCAAGGACCUGCCAUGCACGCAGCGAACAUGCCUUCGUGAACAGUUUGCUGGAAGCCCUUUCCGAGAAUGCGAAAGUCCAGAUCGAUGGAGUGGCUCCGGAUGGCAACCAUUCACGCGGACCGAUCUGGGAGAAUCCAUGGGAUGACCGAGAUCAGAUGAGACUCAAGCUGCACGAGCUAGGGACCACCUUGAAGCGCUAUGGGUCCUACGGCCUGGCUUCACUCAUCUGCGAGCUGAGCCUCGUUGUUUGGCAGCUUCGAGCUUGGUUCACGAUCGGUGCUGGCCUGCUGGUGGUUGAAGUCUUGAAACGCAUCUCUGAGAUGCACAGCCGGCUUCCAAGUGCAGAGGGACAAGACCCCGGCCUGGCAGCCUUGAGGGUCAUCGAAGGAUUCAUCUUGUUCUGUGCUGCACGGCACAAGAGGAUCCGCAAGGACGCGACCGCAGCUCUGGAACGAAUCCUGCUCAAGAAAAGGCUGCCGCCGUGCACGUCGGUGCGCAUCGAGGCUGCCUUGGUGAGUGUCGGCUGGCAGAAGGGCGCAGUGAGUGGCCUACAAAAGCCACACUUACUUGACAACGCGGGAGAGGACUGGCUGAAUGAGCUGGCGAUGGCUCUGAAGCCAAAUGCAGAAGCAGAAGCAAAGAUGACACGAACCAGGGAAAUGCUCCAAGCAGUGGUGCAGAGCCUCUUUCCUGGCGCGCAGUGUGACUACUUCGGAAGCGCAGUGAACGGCUUCGAAACUCGACUGAGUGAUAUCGAUGCCGUGAUCGUCUUCAGCAAGGAGGACAUGGAGCGGCUAUCGCAGAGAAAUGGGCCGUCUCCUGCCUCGUCACCAGCGUUGAAGGCGUCAGCGCCCCCCUUCAAGGGAAUGGCAUUGGCCAGGCGCUUGCAGAAGGAGAGUGCUGCCGUCGCUGUCCGAAUGAUGGGAGAAGCUUUGGUGGCCAACAAGGAGUGGGGCUUGGAGGUGAAGGAGAUGGUGACAGAAGCACGAGUUCCGGUACUGAAGUGCGCGAGCAAGGAAGGUGUGGCCAUCGACAUCACCUUCAACAACCUGCUGCCCCUUUACAACUCGAAGCUGCUUAAAGCCUAUGCGAGCCUGGACGAUCGGGUGGCGCGCCUGGGGCGCUUGGUGAAAUUCUGGGCGAAGAGCCGGAUGGUGAACGAUGCAUUGGAAGGUACUUUGUCUUCCUAUUCUCAUUGCCUGCUUCUGAUACACUUUCUUCAAUCUGUUGCUGUUCUACCGAAUCUACAAGACACCAGUGGCAUUCCGGAUGCAGCGGAGCGGGCCAAGUUCGGGGACAUCGACCUUUUCGAUGGCGUGCAUGAUGUCUGGUUCCUGGAUCCUGGACGCCUUCCCCAAUCCUCAGAGCGUUGGAAGAACUGGGCUUCCAAGUCUCCUGUGGGAGCCACUCUCAGAGGCUUGCUGGCCAACUUUUUCUGGUACUUGGCCUAUGAAGUUCCUGCCCACUCCGAUGUCCUCAGCAUCCGACUGCCCAGCCGGAUCCACAAGGAGGUCUACUUCAGAGACAUGCUACAGAGAAAGAAGGCUUUGGGACAGGAUCCUGUUGAACCCGUUUUAGAGCCUCUCGACACUGUGGAGGAGCACGACUGCGAGCUGGAAGAGAAGGUGCCAGAGCACGAAGAUCACGAAGGUCCCGAAGAUCACGAAGAACAAGAAGUGCAAGAAGAGGUGGAUGCAGAGGACCUGGGCAAGGACCUGAACACGAAGGCGCUCCCGGAGACUCUGGAACCCGAGGUUCCUGCAGAUCUCUCGCAGAAGUACAAGCUCCCCGCAGAGCAACACGAACUGCAGCAGGCGAUGUCUACACGGCAGACGCUGUGCAUCGAUGACCCCAUGGAGCUGGGACGAUCCCUAGGUGCGAGCUUCCAGGGAUUCGAACGUCUUUGCUAUGAGUGGAGGCGCGCAUAUCACCUCCUGUCGGAAGGGCCUGGCGAUGACAUUCAACGCUUGCGUGAGCUGUUCUGUGACAAGCCAGCUCCACCCCGGUCGAUCUACACCCUUGAGAAGCAACGGGCGUUUCCAACUUUGGUCGAAAGGGCCGAUAGGGACAGGGCCGACAGGGCCGACAGGGACAGAAGAGGCGACAGGUGGACUGGGACAACUGGGACAGGUGGGAGUGGCAGGUCCUGGUACUCCGGAGCUUAUGGCAAGGGUCCGACCGGUGCAGAGUUUGUGCAGAGCACGGCAUACCCAGGCUGGCGUGGUCAGAAGGGGCCACGGCAUGGAGAAGACGCCGGCCAAGCACGAGCUGGCAAGGACACAGGGUGGAGCACAAGGGAAGGAGAUGGUAAAGGGGCCAAGGAAGGAAAAGACGGAAAGUCUAUGGCUAUGCCGAUGUCGAAGGGGAUGAAAUCAAUGAUGAAAGGCCAAGCCGAGGGCAAAGGCCUCUGGCAGUGA